This is a messenger RNA of Ilyonectria robusta, 3669 nucleotides long. RefSeq names its product chitin synthase-domain-containing protein. Lineage: Eukaryota; Fungi; Ascomycota; Sordariomycetes; Hypocreales; Nectriaceae. The record is from RefSeq and is a predicted model, not a curated record. Gene Ontology annotation, cellular component: cell periphery; cell septum. The coding region runs from base 1 to 3669 and encodes 1222 amino acids. The transcript has 2 exons. Gene Ontology annotation, molecular function: chitin synthase activity.
AUGUCUCUCCCCGAACGGCCGGGCGCGAGUCCGACAUACGAUCAGCGCAAUGUCUACCGGAACUCCCCCUCGAGGCGAUCGCGCCCUGCUGACGUCGAGGCUGGUGGCUAUCACCCCGUAGGAGAACAACAUCAACGUGGGAAAUCUGCCUCUUCCUUCGCUGACACCAUCGGUCCUAAUUCCAAUACAGAGAGUAUGCCUCUGUCACCAACCAGCCCUCCGGGCCACUCGAGGCACGGUAGCAGCUCCGCCCAGCCUGUCUCGCGGAAGAGAAGUCUGAUUCGACCUGAGAGGAACAGAAUCGACGAGGGCCACCGCAACUAUCACUACCACAAGCAUGCCGCCCAUGCCGCUCACAUGAACGUCCUCCCGUCCUCGACGGGUAAUGACCCCAUCCUCGAGGACUUGGAAGGUUCGACAGAACGCUCCGGCUCCAACCUCAACGAAAAUGCUUCCCAAAACUCGCCCCAUGGCUCACAACGACGGCAAGUGAGCGGAGACCAGGAAAAGGGAAGAGCCCGUGGUAAUUCUCGAGCUAAGCCUAGCCGUACCAAAUCGGGCAAGAUUACAAAGAAGACGAAGCAUAAGAGCAAGCAGAUUGAGGAGAAGCUCCGCCCACCCAGUUUCUGGAACGUAUACUGUGCCAUCAUUACCUUCUGGUCACCUAGUUUCAUCAUGAAGUGCUGCGGCAUGCCCACCCGAGCGCAACAGCGAGCUUGGAGAGAGAAGAUGGGUCUGAUCAGUAUCAUUCUGUUCAUGAUGGGCUUCGUCGGUUUCUUGACCUUUGGCUUCACUGCGGUUGUUUGCAGUUCCCCUCCCGAGCGACUUCGCGUCAACAAGGUUGGUUCUGGGUACAUGAUCUUCCACGGCGUUGCCUACGAUCUUUCGACGUCCCACCAUCCCGCCGCCGAAGGAAUCCCCCUGCGAUCCGAUGGACUGGGUGCCAACGUCCUCUACGAUCUUCCCGAAAAGCACGGCGGACAAGAUGGCAGCUUUCUGUUCCAGAACGUCAAUGGCAAGUGUAAGGGUUUGAUCACCCUUGCAGAGGGCUCUGACGUUCCGACCAACAGCGAUAAGGAUCUUGCCUGGUAUUACCCUUGCACAACCUUCAACCAGGACGGCUCGUCAAAGGUCAACACAACGAUUCCCUACUACCUUGGCUAUGCUUGUCACACCACUCUGGACUCGAGAAACGCCUUCUACCUCGACCUGACCGGUUCCGCCGACGUCUACUUUAGCUGGGCCGAUAUUAAGAACACCUCGCGCAAUCUGAUUGUCUACUCCGGACACGUCUUGGAUCUUGAUCUCCUGAACUGGUUCAACACGAGCCAAGUCGUCAUUCCUGAUCGCAUGAAGGAACUCAGGGACACAGAUUCCGAUGUGAAUAAGGCUAUCCGCGGCCGCGACGUCACCCGAAUGUUUCAGUCGUCCGAUGACAAGCAGUAUGCUCAGUGCUUCGAGGAAAUCAUCAAAGUCGGCUCCGUUGACACUGAAACCGUUGGCUGCAUUGCCUCCAAGGUUGUUUUGUACUGUGCCCUUGUUUUGAUUCUGGCCGUUGUUGGUGCCCGUUUCUUCCUGGCCGUCAUCUUCCAGUGGUUCAUCUCCAGUAAAUAUGCUGCGGCCAAGACUUCUCAGAGUUCUGAUCGCCGAAAGCGCAACCGCCAGAUCGAGGACUGGUCCGACGACAUCUACCGAGCUCCCGUCAGAUUGCCUGGCGACAUUGGAAGCACCGUUGCGGGAUCAUCUGACCGAACUAGCAAGCGCGGAUCUUUCCUCCCUACCACCUCACGAUUCUCGACUGUCGCUGGUGCCGAGCGGGCACCGGCCCAGCGCCGUGUGCCCACGACCAUGGCCAGCCAAGGUGCCUCUAGCCAGCUCCUCCAACCCGGUUCAAUUUACAAGCAAGGCAACGACAGUCGUGCCAGUUUCCUCCGAUCGGACCCGUAUGCUACCAGCGCCCCUACGGAUGGCCCUGGUCCUGCUGGUUUCAUCCAUGACUCUGUUGUUCCCCAACCUCCGUCGGACUGGAUGCCUUGGGGUUUCCCCUUGGCUCAUACGAUGUGCCUGGUCACCGCCUAUUCCGAAGGAGAAGAAGGUAUUCGAACAACCCUGAACUCGAUUGCCACCACCGACUACCCGAACAGCCACAAGGUUAUUGUUGUUAUUUGCGAUGGUAUCAUCAAGGGCAAAGGAGAGAAGUUUUCAACUCCGGACGUUUGCUUGGGCAUGCUUAAGGACCACUCUAUCCCACCUGACAUGGUUGAGCCCUUCUCCUACGUCGCCGUUGCCAGCGGCUCCAAGCGACACAACAUGGCUAAGAUUUACUGCGGUUUCUACGAUUAUGGUACUGCCUCUCAGAUUCCUACGGAUCGACAGCAGCGAGUGCCCAUGAUGGUUGUGGUCAAGUGUGGAACUCCCGACGAGGCUAGCCAGUCUAAGCCCGGUAACCGAGGAAAGCGAGACAGUCAGAUCAUUCUCAUGUCCUUCCUCCAGAAGGUCAUGUUCGAUGAGCGAAUGACUGAGCUCGAGUACGAAAUGUUCAAUGGACUAUGGAAGGUUACUGGAAUAUCGCCCGAUUACUAUGAAAUUAUUCUCAUGGUUGAUGCCGAUACAAAGGUUUUCCCCGACAGUUUGACGCACAUGGUUUCCGCUAUGGUUAAGGAUCCCGAUAUCAUGGGUCUCUGCGGCGAGACGAAGAUUGCCAACAAGCGCGAAAGCUGGGUUACUGCUAUCCAGGUGUUCGAGUACUUUGUCUCUCACCACCUUGCCAAGUCCUUCGAGUCCGUCUUCGGUGGUGUCACCUGUUUGCCCGGUUGCUUCUGCAUGUACCGCAUCAAGGCGCCCAAGGGAGCCCAGAAUUAUUGGGUGCCCAUUCUGGCGAAUCCCGAUAUUGUCGAGCAUUACUCAGAGAAUGUGGUCGAAACGUUGCACGAGAAGAACUUGUAUCUCCUCGGCGAGGAUCGAUUCUUGACGACGCUGAUGCUGCGGACGUUCCCCAAGCGAAAACAGGUCUUCGUCCCCCAGGCUGUGUGCAAAACGACGGUGCCCGAAAAGUUCAUGGUUCUCCUUUCUCAGCGACGUCGCUGGAUCAACUCCACCAUCCACAAUCUUAUGGAGCUGGUCCUGGUCCGUGAUCUUUGUGGUACCUUCUGCUUCAGUAUGCAAUUCGUCAUCUUUAUCGAACUCGUUGGUACCCUUGUCCUCCCUGCCGCUCUCGCCUUCACUAUCUACGUUGUUGUGACGUCAAUUGUGAACUCACCGCCACAGAUCAUUCCCUUAGUUCUCCUGGCCCUCAUUCUAGGUCUCCCCGGUCUUCUUGUCGUUAUUACCGCUCACUCAUGGUCCUACAUCGUUUGGAUGUUGAUCUACCUGAUGGCCCUACCGAUUUGGAACUUUGCUCUGCCAACGUAUGCCUUCUGGAAGUUUGACGACUUCUCAUGGGGUGACACCCGAAAGACGGCUGGAGAAAAGACCAAGAAGGCCGGCCUUGAGUAUGAGGGAGAGUUCGACAGCAGUAAGAUCACCAUGAAGCGCUGGGCCGAGUUCGAGCGCGACAAGCGAUCCAAGAACGGCUACUGGGGCUCCCGCGAGAACGUCGUCGGUGGCGGAGGCAGCUGGACGAGCCCUCCUGGUCAUCAGUAUAAUGAGGAGUACUACUCGGAUGCUUGA